Hydractinia symbiolongicarpus is the source of this 450-nucleotide messenger RNA. RefSeq names its product cytochrome c oxidase subunit 5A, mitochondrial-like. Gene Ontology annotation, cellular component: mitochondrial inner membrane. Bases 1 to 450 code for a protein of 149 amino acids. NCBI's taxonomy places the organism in Eukaryota, Metazoa, Cnidaria, Hydrozoa, Anthoathecata, Hydractiniidae. The transcript is spliced from 5 exons. The record is from RefSeq and is a predicted model, not a curated record. Gene Ontology annotation, biological process: mitochondrial electron transport, cytochrome c to oxygen.
AUGGUUGGUUACAUAGAAUCUAAACUUGUCCCAAAAACUGUUGUAGCUUCCCGAUGGAGCAGUGGUGGUGUAAAGGAAUCUGAUGAAGCAUUUGACGCAAGAUGGGAGGCAUAUUUUAACAGAGCUGAAAUUGAUGGAUGGGAGUUGCGUCGAGGUAUGAAUGAGUUGUAUGGUCACGAUCUGGUUCCUGAACCGAAAAUUAUUAUUUCAGCGUUAAAUGCUUGUAGAAGGAUUGUCGUUGAGGAACGAGUUUCAAAUGUUCUUACGCUAAAAAUUAAUUCUGGGGUAAUCAAUAGACUUAAUGAUUUUCCCAUGACUGUUCGUAUCUUUGAAAUGGUUAAAGACAAAUCAUGUGGCGAUAAAGAAAUCUAUAAUUAUAUCUUGCAACAAUGUAAAGGAACUAUGGACGAGUUGGGUCUUAACUCGCCUGAAGAAUUAGGACUGGCCUAA